This is a messenger RNA of Ctenocephalides felis (cat flea), 1508 nucleotides long. RefSeq names its product gamma-aminobutyric acid receptor subunit beta (gene Rdl). Gene Ontology annotation, cellular component: neuron projection; membrane; synapse. Gene Ontology annotation, biological process: signal transduction; nervous system process; regulation of membrane potential. The record is from RefSeq and is a predicted model, not a curated record. Gene Ontology annotation, molecular function: extracellular ligand-gated monoatomic ion channel activity; chloride channel activity; neurotransmitter receptor activity. NCBI's taxonomy places the organism in Eukaryota, Metazoa, Arthropoda, Insecta, Siphonaptera, Pulicidae. The transcript is spliced from 10 exons. Bases 51 to 1502 code for a protein of 483 amino acids.
AAUCCGGGCCGUCGGUGAGAUGCGCCAGGGGCGGCUGGUGUAGCGGGGGCAUGGCGGCGCUGACUCGCGCAACCAUGGGGGCCCUCCUGCUGGCCCUCAGUCCGGCCCUGUUGCUGAUAUGGCUACCGUACGCGGAUGCCGCGACGGGGGGCGGCAGUAUGUACGGCGACGUCAACAUUUCUGCCAUCUUGGAUAACUUCAGCGUCAGCUACGACAAAAGAGUAAGACCGAAUUAUGGAGGACCUCCAGUGGAAGUUGGUGUCACGAUGUACGUCCUCUCCAUCAGUUCGCUGUCCGAAGUCAAAAUGGACUUCACGCUGGACUUUUACUUUCGGCAAUUCUGGACGGAUCCGCGGCUAGCGUACAGGAAACGUCCCGGUGUCGAAACGCUUUCUGUGGGUUCCGAGUUUAUUAAAAACAUAUGGGUCCCUGACACAUUCUUCGUAAACGAGAAACAAUCUUACUUCCACAUCGCAACCACCAGCAACGAGUUCAUACGAAUCCACCACUCUGGUUCCAUCACGAGGAGCAUACGGCUGACGAUCACUGCCUCAUGUCCAAUGAAUCUUCAAUACUUCCCUAUGGACAGACAACUUUGUCACAUAGAAAUCGAGAGCUUCGGCUACACGAUGCGCGAUAUUCGAUAUAAGUGGAACGAAGGACCGAACUCAGUGGGGGUCUCUAACGAGGUGUCGCUGCCGCAAUUCAAAGUCCUGGGACAUCGACAACGAGCAAUGGAGAUCAGUCUCACAACAGGAAACUAUUCUCGCCUGGCGUGCGAGAUUCAAUUCGUGCGUUCUAUGGGCUACUACCUCAUCCAAAUCUACAUUCCGUCUGGUCUUAUCGUGAUCAUAUCGUGGGUAUCGUUUUGGCUGAAUCGUCAUGCUACACCAGCUCGAGUCUCUCUCGGAGUGACCACUGUGUUGACCAUGACAACUCUAAUGUCAUCGACAAACGCCGCGCUACCAAAAAUAUCAUACGUCAAAUCUAUAGACGUCUACCUGGGCACCUGUUUCGUAAUGGUGUUCGCUAGUUUAUUAGAAUAUGCCACUGUUGGCUACAUGGCUAAGCGCAUCCAAAUGAGAAAACAGAGGUUCAUGGCGAUUCAGAAAAUUGCAGAACAAAAGAAACUACAAGCUGAAGGCGGCGGGCCAGGAGGCCCCGGCGAUCAUUCCCAUGCGCCCAAACAAACAGAGGUGCGGUUCAAGGUUCACGACCCGAAGGCGCAUUCCAAGGGCGGCACCCUCGAGAACACAAUCAACGGGGGGCGAGGCGGGGCGGCCGCCGACGAGGAGAGCGCCGCGCCAGCGCCCCAACACCUCAUCCACCCCGGCAAGGACAUCAACAAGCUGCUCGGUAUCACUCCGUCGGACAUCGACAAGUACUCGCGCAUCGUGUUCCCGGUCUGCUUCGUUUGCUUCAACUUGAUGUACUGGAUCAUAUAUCUGCACGUGAGCGACGUGGUGGCCGACGACCUGGUGCUCCUGGGAGAAGACAAAUAGAGGGCG